CGGGAAGCACGAGGUGUGUCGCUGGAGCUCCAAAGCCUGCGAACUUUCUGCCUUGAUUGGCUCAACCUCACAAGCGACUCCCCCGCGGGGCUCGGCAGAAGCCGCGCUGCCUCCAACAGGAGCGGCGCUCCCUCCUCCUCCUCCACCAGACCGCCCCGCUCCUCUCGGCCAGUCAGAGGGCGCAGCCCCGAGGCUCAGCCGCCGCCGCAUCAUGCAGCCGCCGCCGGCUCCCGCUGCUGCCCUCUUGCUCGUCCUGCUGGCUGCGGACUCCUCGCAGACCGUGGUGUUCUACAAAGGUCGCGAAGAGGCUUCUCAGUUCCUUCGCCAGAGGCACCGCCGAGCCUACCAGAUCUUCGAGGAGACCAAGCAAGGCCACCUGGAGAGAGAGUGCGUGGAGGAACUCUGCAACCGGGAGGAAGCCCGAGAAGUGUUUGAGAACGACCCCGAGACGGAUUAUUUCUACCCGAAAUAUUUGGACUGUAUUCAGGACUAUGGGUCACCAGCUACAAGAAGUCCAAAUUUACAUACGUGUGUGCAUAACUUACCAGACCAAUGUUCUCCUAACCCGUGUUACAGAGGUGGUACUAUAAAAUGUGAAGAUCUGAAAGGUGGAUACCUUUGCCACUGUAAGAGCGGCUGGGGAGGCGAGACAUGUGAUAAAGAUAUUAAUGAAUGUGCAGAUCACAAUGGCGGAUGUAAACAGAUCUGUUAUAACAAGCCAGGCAGCUAUCACUGCUCAUGUUACAUUGGUUAUGCUCUUAUGAGUGACAAUAAAUCAUGCGAAGAUAUUGAUGAAUGUGCUGCAACAGCAGGGAUCUGUGGAGAAGCUCGAUGUAAAAAUUUAGUAAAGUCUUACACAUGUGUUUGUGAUACUGGUUACACUUACGAUGAGGUCACAAAGACCUGCAAAGAUGUGGAUGAAUGUGAACAGAACUUCUGUGAGCAAACAUGUGUUAAUUCACAAGGAAGCUAUACUUGCCACUGCAAUGGAAAAGGUGGAGUUAAACUCUCCAGGGAUAUGAAUACUUGUGAGGAUAUUUUACCUUGUGUACCAUUUGCUACUGAAAAAAGUAUUAAAUCCCUCUAUCUUGGAAGAUUUUUUAGUGUGACACCUGCCAUCAAAGCAUUCUUUAAGAGGACACAACCCACAAGAUUUACAGCUGAAUUUGAUUUUAGAACCUUUGAUCCUGAAGGUUUGCUUUUUUUUGCUGGAGGCCAUCACGACAAAACCUGGAUAGUUUUGGCUUUGCGCAAUGGACGGUUGGAGCUGCAACUCAAGUACAAUGGAGUCGGCCGGGUGACCAGCACUGGCCCAAUCAUCAACCAUGGCAUGUGGCAGACAAUAUCAGUUGAAGAAUUGGAAAGAAGUUUAGUUAUAAAAGUCAAUAAGGAUGCAGUUAUGAGGAUAGCUGUCUCAGGCAAUUUGUUUACUCAAGACAGAGGACUUUAUCUUCUAAAUCUAACAGUUGGAGGACUUCCUUUCAAGACCCAUCAUCUUAUCCAUUCUAUUAACCCUCGACUAGAUGGAUGUAUGAGGGCUUGGAAUUGGCAGAAUAAGGACGACGUUACUAUCCAAACGAAUGAUAGGAUGCAGUGCUUUGCAAUUGCAGGAAGAGGUUCUUUCUACCCUGGCAAAGGAUUUGCUAUAUUUAAUCUCAAUUAUGCUCGUCCAUUUGAUAUCAAUGAAACCAGGAAGCAGUGGGAAGUAAAAGUAAAUCUUUUAAUUCGUCCAGCCACAGAUACUGGAGUGCUCUUUGCUCUUGUUAGCAAUAAAGCAAUAGUCCCUUUGUCAGUGGCUCUGAUUGACUAUCAUUCCACAAAGAAGCUUAAGCAACAGUUUAUUAUCUUGGCAGUGAAGAACACGGUGGUUUGCAGGCUGGCAGUAAGCAUUUGUGACAAACAAGAGCACUUGGUGGACAUCUCCGUCAGCAAUAGUCAGAUAGUUUUGACUAUGGAUGGGACUGCAGGACAGAACGAACUAAGCCAGGCACAAGUGGAAGAUUAUCUGUCUGUUUUAGAUAAUUACCUACAGUCAUCUCUAAAGACUUAUGUAGGAGGACUGCCAGGUGAGUGUUAAAUGCUACAUCCGGGAUGCAUAUGAUCUGCUCAUUGAUAGAAGAGAGGUCAACAAGGUACCCUGUGAAAAUUAGUUCUUUUGCAUCUUUUCUGUAUGACUGCCUCAAUAAUAAGCCCUAUUGACUUGUUUGCUUUUAAACACAUUACAGCAUGUAGGUUAGAUCCUUUGGGAAGUUAAGUAAAUGAAGCACAACUUAAUUUGAUUUUAUUCUGAGGAAAAAAAUAUAUAUACUUCAUGCUGUCUCAGGCCUGGCUUUAAUAAAGAGUCACAAAGAAAUAAUUGAAAUGAAUGUAAUAUAACAUGCAAUAUGUAUAUUGGUCAUGGAAGAGCAAAUAAUGUUCCCUUGAACAUUUGUCCAUUAUAUUAGAACUGAUGAUAGGUUUCCCUUCAAGGCUAGCUACUUUUUUGUAUAAUUCUAAUACCUGAAUUCAGCCCCAUCAGAUCAUUUGGGAUGCAGAGGUUGUUAUUCGGCUGUUCAUGCAAUUAAAUAUAUUCCACUACCAAACAUUAUGUUUUCUUUGUAUAAUACCCAGGCAGUGCACUGCAAGUUAUUUACAGGAAAUGGUCCAGAAGUCUAUUAACAAUUGCUGGAUGUCCAGAGGUCAUAAAAAAUACCACUCCUGACAGUGCUUAGAGAUGCUUUCAUAUGGCUAUCAUCAAAUGAUCAGUAACUUCAGCAACUGCCAAUUUUUUCAGUAGAUAUGUGGUUAUUUGGGAUACCUUAUGACUCAGAAUUUUGAAAUAGUUUACACAGAUUUUUCAAAAUCCAUAUGUGUUUAUGGUUCAUUGGAUUACAUUU
Notechis scutatus (mainland tiger snake) is the source of this 2876-nucleotide messenger RNA. The record is from RefSeq and is a predicted model, not a curated record. NCBI's taxonomy places the organism in Eukaryota, Metazoa, Chordata, Lepidosauria, Squamata, Elapidae.